AUGGGGGAAGCAUGCUCAGAGAAACUGGAGGACCGGCCCAACGGAACCGCCCUCCAGCAGAACCUGGACGAGAAGCUCUUCGGGCAGCACCUGGCCAAGGAGGUGGUCCUCAAGGCGGUGACCGGCUUCGUCAACAACCCGAGCCCCAAGAAGCCCCUGGCCCUCUCGCUGCACGGCUGGGCCGGCACCGGAAAGAACUUCGUCAGCCAGAUCCUGGCCGAGAACAUCCACAAGCUGGGGCUGAGGAGCCGGUUCGUCCACCUCUUCCUCGCCACCCUCCAUUUCCCGCACGAUCACCACCUUCAGCUGUAUCAGGACCAGUUGCAGAAGUGGAUCCGGGGGAACGUGAGCGCUUGCGCCAGGUCGGUCUUUAUCUUUGAUGAAAUGGACAAGCUGCACCCGGGGCUGAUUGAUGCGAUCAAGCCAUUCCUUGACUACUACGAGCACAUUGAUGGCGUAUCCUACCGAAAAGCCAUCUUUGUCUUUCUCAGUAAUGCAGGGGGUGAUCUCAUCACUAAAGUGGCUUUAGACUUCUGGAGGAGAGGACAGAGCAGGGAAGAGAUCCAGCUGAAAGAUCUAGAACCGGUGUUAUCGGUGGGCGUUUUCAACAAUAAGCACAGUGGUCUCUGGCACAGCAGCCUCAUUGACCGGAACCUCAUUGAUUAUUUUGUGCCUUUUCUACCCCUGGAGUACAAACACGUGAAAAUGUGCAUUCGGGCAGAGAUCAAGUCCCGCGGCGAUCCUAUCGAUGAAACCAUCGUCCAAAUGGUAGCGGACGAGAUGACGUUUUUCCCAAAAGACGAACGGAUCUUUUCCGACAAAGGCUGCAAGACAGUACAGGCCAAACUGGACUUCUAUUGAGCUUAUCUGAUAUAUUUUUUUAAUACUCUAACCCGGGAAGCAAGAAGGGGACACAUUUUUGAAGCCAUCUCCUCUCCUUCCUUGAAGCACUUUUAACUCUUAAAAAAAAUCAUAAUCUGUGGACAUGCACUUUUUAAGUUUUCGGGAACAUCUAAGAGUUUGGAGGGGUUAUGAAUGCUUUUCUCAUAGUAUUUUUCCCCCCUACAUGUGCACCGUCAGCAAAAGAUUGUUGUACUUGCUUUGUGGGUGAAUCUGUACAAAUACAGUAGGACCUCCAUAUCCGUGAGAAAUUGGUUCCAACGCCCCGUGCGGAUUCCAAAAAAUGCCGAUUAUAGCAAACACUAUUUUACUAGCAAACACAGUCUGUCUCCUUCUAAUGGCCAGUACUGAUAACUUCAAAAAUAUAUAUUUCUAGGAUUUUUCUUUUCAAGUUUUCAGAUUGUGGAUAAACAAAUCAGUGGAUACUGAUCCCGCAGAUAAGGGGGUCCUACUGUAUUACACCUCUGAUUAGAUUUUGCCUGCAGAGUAUUGGAAUUGAGUUGAAAUGUUUUUUUCCUUUCCCUGUUUUCAACUAAGACUACCUAAAUUCUGUUACGUGAUCCCUCUUCCCACCUCUUUUAGAAGGGGGUCAACAGGGGAUAAGAAUGCCUUCGGUUGUAUUAUUUUAGGUUGUACCACGGGACUAAUUCUAUGUGUAGGGCACCACUUCCAUAGAAGCGUGGAGUUGGAAGGGGGACCCUUAAGGCCGUCGAGUCCAACCCCCUGCUCAAGGCAGGAAUCCGAGUCCAAGCAGAGCUGACCCAAGGGUGCUCGUUUUCUCCAGCGUUGGGAGUCCUCGCCACCACCUCCCAAGGUCAUGGAUCCCAUUGUCCUACUGCUCUAACAGUUGAGAUCCCCCCCCCCGCUCCCCCAGAUCUUCAGCCUAAAUCUGGCUUCCAUUCACGGAGGAGUGGGCCCUCAGGACUUCUGAUCUGCUGCACUUCCUGCUCUAAAGGCAAGGGUGGAGUUGAGACGAGCAUCAGGGUCAUGGAUUCUAAUUCUGCCUCCUUGGUGAGUCAAUCUUGCUCCCAACGCUGCAAUCCUCAAGGUGGGUUUCCUUGAAUGUGGAUUUCCACGUUCCUCUUGGGUGAACGGGCAGGUUUCCAAGAAUUUGAGCUGUUGCUUCUUGAUUCGCUGUUACCUCUAAAAUUUAGGUCAUUGUUCUAGCAGAGCAUGAAAUAUAAUUUGAUUCUUGGUUUUACUCUUAUGGCUCACCUGUCUUUUUAAUAUAUGUACCAAGGAAGAGUGUUACGGCAUCUACCAUAACAAACUUUCUGUAGUUUCAGGUAAAGAGAUGGAUAACUUAAAUUUGUCAGCCUUGGCCAGCGGGACCGACAAAGAAGGGUGGUGAAAGUUGGCGCCAAAGAUUGGAUGACUUUUAAGUACCCUUCCCCACAUUUUUAAGUCCCACGGAUAAGAGGGAAAGAGGGCUUUUUAAAGAGCACCAAAGAACUCACAAUAUUGCUGAUGUGAGAGAUUUCAUACGGUGGUUCUUGAAAAAAAAUCUGAAGCCUGGAGGUCUCAAUUCCUGUCUGCCCAGAAUGGAAUUUGUAGUCCGGCAGUAAUUUGAGGAUGUCAGGUUUGCCACUGGUAGCAUAAAGAAACAGCGUAUUGGCAGAUACAAGAACCACAAGGGUUUUUCUGAAUAUGAAAUGUUAAAGAGACUGGGUCCUUGAAAAUAAUUUCUUUUUUUCCAAAUUUCUCUUGAAUUUCAAAGACUUGAUCGCAGGUUGUUGCUCAGAAUUCUGUUGUCCGUCCCCACCCGGCCCAUGUUGUCUAAAUUCCUGCUCCAGUCCUCUGAAUGCAAGAAAUUUUUUCUGGUUAUAAAUAUCCGCUACAAUAAACAAUUUUCAUGUUUCCUUGUCACUACGUGUUCAGAAAUCGUACAGCAGUUUCCCAACAUUUCUGUUCAGCUGUAUUAAAUGCCUUGGAUAGCAACCUUC
Molecule: messenger RNA, 2843 nt
Organism: Pogona vitticeps (central bearded dragon)
Lineage: Eukaryota; Metazoa; Chordata; Lepidosauria; Squamata; Agamidae
Product: torsin-1B
Biological process (GO): nuclear membrane organization; protein localization to nucleus
Cellular component (GO): endoplasmic reticulum; endoplasmic reticulum lumen; nuclear envelope
Molecular function (GO): kinesin binding; ATP binding; ATP hydrolysis activity
Source: RefSeq, a predicted model, not a curated record